CCUGUUCGGCUUCCUGCCGGAGUGGGGCUCUGGUCUGCGCGCCAUGGAGGGCGAGGUCCUGGCGGAGGACGAGCUGCUGCGGAAUCUCAGGGACAGCCGCUACCGCUUCCAGAGGCGCAUGCAGCAGCUGAUAGAGAAGUACAACCAGCCCUUCGAGGACGGCCCGGUGGUUCAGAUGUCCACGCUGACCUACAAGACGCCCGAGGGACUGCGAAUUUGGGGUGGAGGACUAGUGAAGAGAAGAAGCACAGGACACACGCAGGGCUCUCCGGUAAAGACAGAUGACAGGACAGAUGGGCCCGUGCAAGUCCCAGCCGGAGAUCUCAAGCUUCCCCCUUCCAACACAUCAGCCGACGAUUCAAAAAGCAGUGAUGCUGAUACAGCUUUCUUCCAGGAAGAAGUGAUUGCUGGGAACUUAAUGCCUGCAGUGCCCUGGAGCCCUUCGAAAAAUGAGCUGAGAAGGAAGUACUUGACGCAAGUGGAUAUCCUACUGCAGGAUGAAGGGUAUCUGGAGUGUGCUGGUUACAGAGAGGGAAAGGACACCCUGGCCCCAUCAUUGGCCUCGCCCGCCAGACCUGCCCGGGGAUACUGCGAGGACGUCUCUGAAGACAGCCCUGGUGGUCCACUCCAGCCGCCUUCAUCACCCAGGGAGGGUGACGCCUCUCACUCCUGCUCAGCAGGUCAGGCCGUGGUGCUGAGGGGCGACGGCAUCCCCUUACAAGGGACCAGUGGCGGCAGCUUCUCAAGCAGCCCCUGCUCCGAGGCGGAGGAUGUGUGCAACGCGACGCUCAGCGACCUAUACGCGGGCAUGCUGCACUCCAUGAGCCGGCUGCUGGGUGCCAGGCCCUCCUGCAUCAUCUCCACCAAGACACUCAUUGGCCAGAACUGGAGCUCCAGGCGGAGGCACCGAGGAAAGAAUGACGCAUCUUUCAGGAUGGAAGAGAAAUGAUUUCGAGUCAGAAAAACUCAAAGCUGAAAAUCUAUUGCCAAGUUGUUUUGGAGUAUUCCCUCUUUGCACUGAUUUUUGUGUAUUUUUUUAAUUCUCAAGAAAGUCCGAGAACUUGCUUCACUUAUCUGCCCUUCAAAGCAAAUUUCAAUGAAAUUGGUUCCAUUGACGUGACUCUGGAUUUUUGGAAAUUAUUUGAAUAAAGUUGCUCAAUUAAAAUUUUUAA
This is a messenger RNA of Capra hircus (goat), 1172 nucleotides long. RefSeq names its product Holliday junction recognition protein (gene HJURP). Lineage: Eukaryota; Metazoa; Chordata; Mammalia; Artiodactyla; Bovidae. Gene Ontology annotation, molecular function: histone binding. Gene Ontology annotation, cellular component: chromosome, centromeric region; nucleus. The record is from RefSeq and is a predicted model, not a curated record. The transcript has 9 exons. Gene Ontology annotation, biological process: CENP-A containing chromatin assembly. Bases 44 to 949 code for a protein of 301 amino acids.